This is a messenger RNA of Aspergillus uvarum CBS 121591, 1660 nucleotides long. RefSeq lists its product as uncharacterized. The coding region runs from base 470 to 1336 and encodes 288 amino acids. The record is from RefSeq and is a predicted model, not a curated record. The transcript has a single exon. Lineage: Eukaryota; Fungi; Ascomycota; Eurotiomycetes; Eurotiales; Aspergillaceae.
GGAUUCCUGGCUGGUUUCCAUACCAAGGCGAACACCAGCCGGGCAACCCGAGUUUCCUCCACCAACAGAUUGAGAUUGUUCGAUCCUUCCCGACCUGUUCAUGAGCUGUCUGCUCCACCGCUCCCUCCAUCGGGCCCAGAUAGCUUGGAUCUGGUGAGCCCACAAUGAGGCGCAAGUAAGGCUUUCCGUGCGGAUUGGCCCUGUUGGUUGUCUUGUCUCAUCUGACUUCUUUGUUGCUGUGACGGUCAAAGAAAGCCGUCAUGACCGUGCACAUCGGAGAACUGAGCAAGAUGCUCGGCGUCGUGAUGCUGGUGACUCCGCCUCGACUUCAUGUCUAUUAAACAACAGCGUGGCCGCUGUCGGGACUUUUGUUGUCCAAUUUCUCGCAUGCCUCUUCCCUCCCGCAACUUCUCGUAUCCUCCUCCACUCUACUACUUCCCGAUAUCGCUUCGUACUACCCGAAGUGUACAUGGUUGCUUCUCGCUAUCAGGUCGUCUCGGCUGCUUGUGCUUUACCCCAACUCAUCGCUCUGAGUCCUACCCCACCGUCGCUAUUUGUCCAAAUGGAUCUCUCGUCACUAGAAGGCCCUCCCAUCGCGGACGCGCGCUUCACUGUCUCGUCAGAGAGCCCAAAGGAAUACAUGACUGUCCCACGUAUUCGCCUUGAUACUGGCUUGGCUAGCACACUACCUCAGCGUCCUGCCUCUGCAUGCGACUCUCCCAGGCCAAAGGCAGAUUAUUGUCCAUAUUCAACCCAAGAGCGACAGGACCCUAGACUCUGCCGCCGCUGUCACUUCAGAAUACAUUCGACUGGGGACCUGAGUACACCUAGCCCUCGCGAAGCAAGCCCAUCGCCAUCCACCUACCCGGCUCUCAACCUGCCUCCUCCUCCACCUUCAUCAUCGUUUGCUUACUCUCCCUGGGCAUCACGGAGUAGGAGCAUGACAGACCUCACUCUUCAGCCUGCUCACACCACCGGCCCUGUGUCUCGCGAGACAACCACUCCACCGGCCAGCCAACUCAUCUGGCUUGAGUCGGAAGAGCUUUGGGUCCUCAAGCCUUCGUCGCCCUCGUCCUCCGCACCAUAUCUUUCCCCACUGGCUCCUCGCUCGAUACACAGUGCUACCGGCAGAGGUGGACAUCCAUCCUCCCUAUCGGUGUUUGAUGACUACGCUUCCGACUCGGAAUACUCCGACCAGCCUCCACGGUAUGAACAUCACAUCUACGAUCGACCUUUUGUUCCACUUUCCGAUCGAGCAAGGGAAGUUAGCAGUAGCCGGAGAUCGCGCUGGUCAGCCGUGGCUCGCAGGAGAGCAAACCGGGCUCUCUCGGGCUGAGAAAGGCUCCUGACUCGUGCUUUGUCUCAUCUUGUGUUGGAAUGAUGAGUGGAAGUCAUUUUGACGAGUGAAGCUGUGGUUCUUUUGGUUUCUCCGUCUGUACCUUGGUUGCCUUUCUAUUCAUUUUGGCCCUGUUUGCUGCAUCAGAGAGCGAUGAUACCCACAAUCUCGAUUUAGCUUUGGUUUACUUCAGCUACUUAUGGUUCCCUCUAACUAGAUGUGCUGAGUACUAUUUUCCGAUUGUAAUAUCUCGUACCUGCGCUUCAUACUCUUAUUCGCGUUUGAGAUGCGCUUCGCUUCUUGGUAAUCUACUCUUACUCACAG